Neopsephotus bourkii (Bourke's parrot) is the source of this 2510-nucleotide messenger RNA. It is a transcript of the gene SLC67A2, whose product is annotated as major facilitator superfamily domain containing 9. The transcript is spliced from 6 exons. Bases 244 to 1488 code for a protein of 414 amino acids. Gene Ontology annotation, molecular function: transmembrane transporter activity. The record is from RefSeq and is a predicted model, not a curated record. NCBI's taxonomy places the organism in Eukaryota, Metazoa, Chordata, Aves, Psittaciformes, Psittacidae. Gene Ontology annotation, cellular component: membrane. Gene Ontology annotation, biological process: transmembrane transport.
GCUGUUGCCUGUGACGCAAGCUUCCUGUAACCAGGCAAAAACGGUAUUUAUUAUUUGACCUAAGACAUCAUAGGUGAAGUGAGAAAUAGCUACCCAUCAGAGGAUAGUGGUUAGUAGGUCUUUCUCUACCUGUAUGCUUAUAAAAGUCCAAUACUGCCAGGGUGUAUUUGGAGACUUGGAUGUCUCUAUUGAUGACCUGGACAAAAUCAUUGAACCUCUCUUCAGGAUUUAUUUGGUGUGAGCAUGGUUGUUCCUUUGAUGAACCUUCAUAUCAAAUCUCUAGGAGCAAGUCAUACAGUUGGUGGUAUAAUAGGAUCUCUGUAUGGUAUAAUGCAACUGUUUUCCAGCACGUUUGUGGGCUGCUGGAGUGAUAUAGUAGGAAGACGGUAUUCCCUGCUUGCUUGUAUUCUUCUCAGUGCACUGGGUUACUUCCUUCUUGGCGCAUCCACCACUGUGUUCCUGUUUGCUAUUUCUAGGGUUCCUGUAGGUAUCUUCAAACACACGCUGUCAAUCUCUAAAGCCCUCCUUUCUGACUUGGUUUCUGAGCGAGACCGUCCUUUAGUGAUGGGACGCUUCAAUGCAGCCUCCAGUGUGGGCUUCAUUCUGGGGCCUGUUGUUGGUGGCUACCUUACAGAGCUGAAAGAUGGCUUUUAUCAAACAUCCUUCCUCUGUGCCUUUAUCUUCCUUCUGAAUGCUGGUCUUGUCUGGAUGUUACCCUGGAGUGAAGAAAACACUGGCAAUAGGGAAUGUCAACAAGGAAAAAAAGGAACAGACAGCUUCUCAGCAAAAGCAAAUCAUGACCUGCACUUGAAAUCAGCAACUAAUGGAGCUAUGGCAAGCAACAGUCUUUUCCAGUCUCCAUGGAUCCAAGUUACAACAGUGCUGAAGAGGAUUAAAGGAGUUGCGUGCUCUGAUCUGUGGGAUAUAUUUUUAGUGCGGUUCCUGAUGUCUGUUGCUAUACUGCUGUACUACAGUAAUUUUAGCCUGGCCUUGGAGGAGAGAUUUGGGCUGAAACCGUUGUUCGCUGGAUACCUAAUGAGCUAUAGCAGUGCACUUGGAGUCCUGGCUGGUUGUCUGCUUGGACCAAUAACAAGACUCUAUCAGCACAACACAUACAGAAUUUUGUUGCACUCUAGCACUCUUACCUGCACGUUGGUUCUCCUGUAUGCUUCAGCACAGAGCAUAUGGAUGGUAAUUUUGUCUUCCACAUUCUUAGCCUUUUCAACUACUAUAGGUCGUACUUGUAUCAUUGAUCUUGAGUUGACCAUUGGUGGGAAUGAGGCCAGUGGCACGCUCCUAGGUGUUGGACAGUCGGUGACAUCAGUGGGACGUAUACUUGCCCCACUCCUUUCUGGAAUUGCUCAAGAGUUCAGUCCCUGUGGCCCUCCAAGUCUAGGGGUUGGACUAGCUUUAGCAGCUAUUUUGAUAAUGAAUGCAAACAAACAAAAAUACUGUAGCCAUGGAAAUGUGAAGUUAAAAAAUCAGUAGUUGCAAAUUUGGAUUGCAUAGAUGUACCUCAAAGGGGAGGCAAAGUGAAUCAACCUGAGGUGGUGCUUAACACUUGCCAGACUUGUACAGUAGUAACAGGAUCUUUUAAGAGGGCACAUUAUGUUCAUGUGAAGGCAAGUGCUUACAAAUAUUUCUGCUGCAGGAAUGUUAAAUCUAGACAAAUGUUAUUCUAACUGGUACCACUACAACACUUGUGAGGAGGACAGGUGUUGCUGUAUUGUACUGGCUGGGACUUUUUUUAUGGAUUUUUAACCUUUUUGGAGGGAAAAAAUGGAUGACAUGAAAUACACAAAUCCUGCUUGUAGCUCACAUUUGGAACAGUGUUUGUAUUGAUAAUUGUUGGAAUACAGAAAUUGAUUCCUAUUAUUUACUCAGAGGAGAAUUUUUAUUAUUUAAUCAGAAGGAGAACUUUUAAUACAGCUCGUUAGCCUUAAUUUCUUAUGCGGUGGUCUGCUGCCAUUUGUCUGCCAUGCCAGUAGCUUAAUUACCAGCGUGCUUGUUUAUGUGAUUUUAUUAAGCAUACUUUGUCUACAAAACUUGCUGCUCAGUGUGAUUAGGCACUUUGGAGUGGCCAUCUGACUGUGCCGAGGCCUGCUCUUUCACAGGUAACAGAACUGGGUAUAUGCUAACUUUAUAUAUUAGAAGGCCUAAAAUGGAUAAUUUUAGAAUAAUAUGGGGCCAUUCAGGCUGAAACUGAGACUAAAUGUAAGCUUUAUUGAAACUUGAACUGGUGGUUCCUGUUUAGUAAUAACUUCUACUAAACAAUUUUGUCAUCAAUUAUUUGUUAGUAUUUCCUGUGCAAUUUUUCUACCUUCAUUUUAAGAAUAAAUUUGCUAUGACUGUUAAAGGUGUACUGAAGCAACUAGCAGCAGUUUGUGGAACUGGAUGAAUGCAUUUUCUCAUACCUCUGGAAGCAUAAGUGACAUUUCAGUGACAAGAAAAACUGUAUAAUUGUUGGUAUUAUGGUUUUCAUUUGUCUGCACCACUUGACUAAUGAGAGG